Messenger RNA from Chrysochloris asiatica (Cape golden mole), 2524 nucleotides. RefSeq names its product nuclear receptor subfamily 4, group A, member 1 (gene NR4A1). The record is from RefSeq and is a predicted model, not a curated record. The coding region runs from base 161 to 1957 and encodes 598 amino acids. Gene Ontology annotation, cellular component: transcription regulator complex; nucleus. The transcript is spliced from 7 exons. Gene Ontology annotation, molecular function: nuclear receptor activity; zinc ion binding; nuclear glucocorticoid receptor binding. Lineage: Eukaryota; Metazoa; Chordata; Mammalia; Afrosoricida; Chrysochloridae. Gene Ontology annotation, biological process: cellular response to corticotropin-releasing hormone stimulus; regulation of transcription by RNA polymerase II.
CAGGUAGAGUGCAGCCUCAGGCUUGUUCAACAUAACAGGUGCAAACCACAUUGUAGCCAGGACCUGCCUGAAGCCGGAUUCUCCCCACUCCCUCCUUCAACCCCGCCUCUUCCUCCUCUUUGGAGGACUGCUGCCCCCCUCCCCCCAUGGGGCUGGAUAGAUGCCCUGUAUCCAAGCCCAAUAUGGGACACCAGCACCCAGCCCUGCAGGCCGUGACCACUUGGCAAACGAUCCUCUGACCCCUGAGCUCAGCAAACCCACUAUGGACCUGGCUAGCCCUGAGGCGGCUCCCGCUGCUCCCACUGCCUUGCCCAGCUUCAGCACCUUCAUGGAUGGCUACACAGGAGAGUUUGACACCUUCCUCUACCAGCUGCCAGGAACUGCCCAGCCCUUCUCCUCGGCCUCUUCCUCAGCCUCCUCCACGUCCUCAUCUUCAGCCACCUCCCCUGCCUCUACUUCUUUCAAGUUCGAAGACUUCCAGGUGUAUGGCUGCUACCCAGGCACCCUGAGCGGCCCACCAGAUGAGACCCUGUCCUCCAGCGGUUCUGACUAUUAUGGCAGUCCCUGCUCCGCUCCGUCACCUUCCACACCCAGCUUCCAGCCGCCCCAGCUCUCUCCCUGGGAUGGCUCAUUUGGCCACUUCUCACCCAGCCAGACUUAUGAAGGCCUGCGGGCAUGGACAGAGCAGCUACCCAAGGCCUCUGGCCACCCCCAGCCUCCCAACUUCUUCUCCUUCAGUGGCCCCACUGGCCCCAGUUCUAGCCUUGCCCAAAGCCCCUUGAAGCUUUUCCCCUCACAGGCUGCCCACCAGCUGGGGGAGGGUGAGAGCUAUGCCAUGCCAACUGCUUUCCCAGGCUUGGCACCCACCUCUCCACACCUUGACAGCGCGGGGAUGCUGGAAACGCCUGUGUCCUCGGUCAAGGCCCUGAGUGGGGUUCCUGGUGGAAGCGAGGGGCGCUGUGCAGUGUGUGGAGACAACGCUUCUUGCCAGCAUUACGGCGUCCGCACCUGUGAGGGCUGCAAGGGCUUCUUCAAGCGCACAGUGCAGAAAAACGCCAAGUACAUCUGCCUAGCCAACAAGGACUGCCCUGUGGACAAGAGGAGGCGAAACCGCUGCCAGUUCUGCCGCUUCCAGAAGUGCCUGGCUGUGGGCAUGGUGAAGGAAGUUGUCCGGACAGACAGUCUGAAGGGGCGGCGGGGUCGGCUCCCUUCAAAACCCAAACAGCCCCCAGAUGCCUCCCCUGCCAACCUCCUCACGUCCCUGGUCCGGGCACACCUGGAUGCAGGGCCCAACACUUCUAAACUGGAUUACUCCAAGUUCCAAGAGCUGAUGCUGCCGCGUUUUGGGAAGGAAGAUGCCGGGGACGUGCAGCAGUUCUACGACCUGCUCUCAGGUUCGCUGGAAGUCAUCCGCAAAUGGGCCGAGAAGAUUCCUGGCUUUGCUGAGCUGUCACCUGGUGACCAAGACUUGCUGCUGGAGUCGGCCUUUCUGGAACUCUUUAUCCUCCGCCUAGCCUACCGUUCCAAGGCUGCCGAAGGGAAGCUCAUCUUCUGCUCAGGCCUGGUGCUGCAUCGGCUCCAGUGUGCCCGCGGCUUCGGUGACUGGAUUGAUAGCAUCUUGGCCUUCUCACGGUCCCUGCACAGCUUGGUCGUCGAUGUCCCUGCCUUUGCCUGCCUCUCUGCUCUCGUCCUCAUUACUGACCGGCAUGGGCUGCAGGAACCUCGGCGGGUGGAGGAUCUGCAGAACCGCAUUGCCAGCUGCCUGAAAGAGCACGUCUCAUCCGUGGCGGGUGAGGCCCAGCCAGCCAGCUGCUUGUCCCGCCUGCUGGGCAAGCUGCCUGAACUCCGGACCCUGUGUACCCAGGGCCUGCAGCGCAUCUUCUACCUCAAGCUGGAGGACUUGGUGCCCCCUCCGCCUAUCGUCGACAAGAUCUUUAUGGACACGCUGCCCUUCUGACCCCAGCCCAGGAGCAUGUGUGUGCAUGCUUGUACACCACCCCACGUGCCUUUGGCCCAUGAACCCCAGAGCACCGCUUCCCCCAGCUGGCCUUGAGCUGCAGACCAACUAACCUCCUCAAUUGCUCUUGGAAGUCAGCAGGGAGCUCAAGGCAGUGUGAGGGGGGGUGCCUUCAUGGAGGUGGCCCCCACUAUUUGUCUUACCCCCCAGUCCACCCCUGGCCUUCAUGUUUUUGUAAGAUAAACCGUUUUUAACACAUACCGCCAUGCUGUAAAUAAGUCCACUGCUGCUGUAAAUACAUAAAGGCAGAGGUUGAGGUGGGAGUUGGGGGUUGGGAAGGAGGGAUGGCGCUCCGCACCAGCCUGGGCUAGUCUUUUUCCAGCCUUCUUAGACUUGCUCUCUCUUCCCACCCUCCUUCCACAUGUACAUAAACUGUCACUCUAGGAGGAAGACAAAGGACAGAUUCUGACAUUUAUAUUUGUGUAUUUUCCUGGAUUUAUAGUAUGUGACUUUUCUGAUUAAUAUAUUUAAUAUAUUGAAUAAAAAAUAGACAUGUAGCUGAAACUG